Caenorhabditis auriculariae is the source of this 2863-nucleotide messenger RNA. The record is from the annotation of a GenBank genome assembly. NCBI's taxonomy places the organism in Eukaryota, Metazoa, Nematoda, Chromadorea, Rhabditida, Rhabditidae.
AUGUUAGCUACACUCUUCGUCUGUGUCUGCCUUGCAACCAAAUCACAUUCAGGUUGGUUUAAUAAUUAGAUACAUUUUGUUUUUUUCACCCAGUUUUACGGACGAGGUCGCAGCGAGAGAAACGCUAUAUCGCGGGGGAGCCGCGAGCUAUAUCGCUCGCCUCUCGGCGCAAGGUCGCUCACAUCUCGCUGCUAUGUCGCUCUUUCAAAAAAAUUUUUUAGCUCGAUUGGGCUUUUUUUUUCUUGAUUUGCUUUCUAUGCUUCAUACUUUUAUUGUGUUGUACAUGAUAACAUAUCGGUCUUUAUCAACCUUCUUUACUUUUUAUUUAAUUUAAAAAAUAUAUUUAAAUGAAAACUUGAGAGCAUUAAAGAAAUUUUCCAAAUAAUUGAUGAUACAUUUUCGAAUUCGAAGUAAACGGAAAGUAUGUACAAAUCUGAAGAAGAAAAAAAAAUUGAAUUGAGGCGAAAGAGUGAAGCUUCACGUAAGAAUAGAAAAGGACAAUAUGACGAAAAACAUGUGUAUCGUUUAUUUUUGAUAGGAAAAAAUGUGACUAGGAAAAGAGUAGGUUCAAUAAAAACAGAAAAGUAAACCGAUUGUAAGCUCGUAGAUGAUCUUUAAAAGUUCAAAUUAGAAAAAAAAAUAAAGGAGGGAGGCUCGAAAUGAAAAUGAAAGAAGUUUUGAAAAAGAAAAUUAAGUUAAACAAUCAGAUUGACACUACGUUCCCUUAAAAAUGUUACUGUAAGCUUUGACUCGAUAGUUUUCGGCAUAUCCUUCAUUUGCUGCGUCAAGAACUUUUCUAAAUGAUAAAAUCGAUUAAAAAAGAGAAAUACUGAAAAAAGUCCAACCUUGAAUAAGAGAAUAACUCACAGGAGCGACUGUAUCAAGACAGCAGUACGUGCUUUCUCGAAAUCAUGCCUCAUUUCUUCUUUUCCUUACCCAUCGACGCCAAAGUGCAAAUCAUAUCUUCAAGUAAAAAUGGAUAUACUGUUUCAAAAAUAGUUUACCAAAAAUCUUAUUGACUGUAUCCAAAAGCAAAGUUUCGGUGCCAUCUCCCACGGAUCUUUCUUGACUUUUAUUGAUCGAAAAAAAAAGGUUAGAUGCCAUUUUGAAGUACUAAUAACCUGAAAUUCUUGGUUAAAACAUGAAAAAAAUGCGGAAAAAGGACUUUCAAAUUCAAGAAAGGUGUGCAGUUCCGUCAAAAUAUAUACAAAAAAGCUUUUCUUUAUCACAACUUUCUUUAAUGGGAUUUCACCCUUUUGAAACUUUCUGGAAAUAUGAUGACUGUUGAUUGUAACACCGUGGUGAAAACUUAGAAACACAGCUGAAAAAGUUUCAGAAAGAUUGAGCUCUAUACGAGGAAGUGAGUAUAGGACAUCGACAAAAGCGCCGAUUCCAAGAGCGCCGUUCAAAUUUAGCACCAGUCCGCAAUGCGCCGUCGCGUGUAUGCGCCGUGUAUGCAGACGCCGCUUUCUUUUGCGCCGAGUCCGUUUGCGCCGAAUCGUUUUGCACCGUUAUUUUAAACUUUCAUUUAUUCGCUCUUUUUCUAUCAUUGUUUAUUGAUUGUGUAGUACACAUUCAUAUACGACUCGAAUAAUUUUCGCGCCAUCCGUUAAUGAUGAGUUUUAGGUCCACUUUGGUCCAGGUAAAAUAUUUUUUCCCCUUUUUUCUUUUCAAAGUAAAAAUAAAAAAGCAAAUAUGCUUUUCUGAUUUCGAAAAAUACAGAAAACGUAAGGAAAAGAGAAUGGAUAAAAAAAAAUUAUUGCUUUAAACGACAUAUUGAGUGAUUUUUUUUGUGAUUGCAAAUUUUCUGCGUUAGGUAAGGCAAAGUUUCAAUUCUAGCAGACGUGAAACAGCAGAAAAUCGUUUUUCGUAACGUUGAACUCAUUUUCUUGAAACAAUAGUUCGAGUUUUUUCGAAAAUGCGUCAGAAAGGUCCAUAUUAACAGAUGGCGCGAAAAUUAUUCGAGUCGUGUAUGAAUGUGUACUACACAAUCAAUAAACAAUGAUAGAAAAAGAGCGAAUAAAUAGAAGUUUAAAAUAACGGCGCAAAACGAUUCGGCGCAAACGGACUCGGCGCAAAAGAAAGCGGCGUCUGCAUACACGGCGCAUACACGCGACGGCGCAUUGCGGACUGGCGCUAAAUUUGAACGGCGCUCUUGGAAUCGGCGCUUUUGUCCUAUACUCGAGGAAGUUGUGAGCGAAAAACAUUUUUCCUUUUCUGACGGUACUGUAUGAGCGUUACAUUAGUUGUAAAAUUACCAUUUUAGAAAUAUUAAGUGAAAAAAAUAGACAUAAAAAAAAUCAGAGAGAAUCUAACACACGAAAAAAAUAAAACAAUUCAAUUAAAAUUUUGAUGGCACGUAAAUAGUGACCAAUCGAUAAUCCGCGACCUCGCGCCGAUAUCGCGCCGGGAGUUUGCUAGAGCUGAGCGAGAUGGCAGCGAGAUAUGUCGCUGCUAUGUCGCGCCACUCUCGCUGCGAUUUAGUCCACGAAACUGGGUGUUAGCUGAAUAGGUUUCCACCCAAAUAUUUAAUUUUAGGAAUCAUCAUAAAUUCCAAUAACGCUACUUCCGCUUCAUCUUCUACAAUCUCUGCACUGGACCUACUUUCUCUGAACACCAACGCGACGUCGUCCUCUUCACGCUUUGUUGUCGAGAAUGAGUUGGCCAAAAUAUCUACAUCCUGCCUAAGCUCCAGAGAUUAUGAACUGCUAGCAGGAGAUUUUGUAAAGCACGGCACAGCGCGGAUGUUUUUCAGCUCGCUUAGCAUCAGUGCAAUGAGCAUAGGCCUGGCAGAGUUACGUACAGCACUCAAUUUUGCACCACUACGUCCAUGGAAGCCAUACAACAAUACGAAACCCAGUGA